Molecule: messenger RNA, 703 nt
Organism: Prunus dulcis (almond)
Lineage: Eukaryota; Viridiplantae; Streptophyta; Magnoliopsida; Rosales; Rosaceae
Product: copper transport protein ATX1
Exons: 3
Coding region: 306-551 (81 amino acids)
Molecular function (GO): metal ion binding
Source: RefSeq, a predicted model, not a curated record
UAAAACAAUAUAUUCCCAAUCUUUGCCCCAACCAAACCCGGCAGCUUCAUGAUUUUUUUGCCGACCCUAACAAACAUAUGCAGAGGCUAGUUGCUGUCAGCAAUCAAGAACAAAGUAGCUUUACACAAAGUGGAGAAAUAAAUAAAAAAAGUUCCCGCCAAUCACGUAAAGAAUCCAAUACCUCCAAAUUCAACACUGUUUGUUAAUGUAUGUCUCUCAAUUUGGACUCACUAUGUAAACAACAAACAACACUCUUUCUUCCCACUUCACAAUUCUCACUUCCUUGCUCAGUCUAUCAAAGUUGAAUGGGAAAUGUUGUGGAAUUGAAGGUGGGUUUGCAUUGCGAAGAAUGCAUCAAGAAAAUCUUGAAGGCCAUCAAGAAGAUUGAAGCAGAUAUUGAAACAUAUAAUGCGGACGCACAACUGAACAAGGUCACAGUGACAGGAAACGUUACAACAGAAGAAGUCGUUAGGGUUCUUCAAAAGAUUGGGAAGAUGGCAACCACUUGGGAAGGAGAAGGACAAGGAGAAGGAGAGGGAGUAAAUUCUUGAACAACAAUAAUAAUCAUAAAAUAUUGCUGUAAUUUCUAUCUUAUUAGGGUUUUGAUCUUUUGAGGGGAUUCACAUCGCCUUCAAUUUUGUAUUGUAAUCUCUGCUACAAUAAAUAAAAUGGUUCCUCCCAAAUUGAAUUAGAUGAUGAACAA